Molecule: messenger RNA, 1236 nt
Organism: Dendrobium catenatum
Lineage: Eukaryota; Viridiplantae; Streptophyta; Magnoliopsida; Asparagales; Orchidaceae
Product: threonine dehydratase 1 biosynthetic, chloroplastic-like
Exons: 4
Coding region: 70-1221 (383 amino acids)
Biological process (GO): L-threonine catabolic process
Molecular function (GO): pyridoxal phosphate binding; threonine deaminase activity
Source: RefSeq, a predicted model, not a curated record
UAAAAAGAAAACUGCGUCGACGAAGGUAAAUUCAACACCUCUAAUCUCAAAGCCGGUUUGCCAUUCUUCAUGGAUUCAGGUGUCCUCGUACGUCCUUGCCGCUUCAAUCUCCGGCUAGCACAGGCAGCAGAUCUUCUGCCGUCUGCCUCUCUCCGGACAUCUGUACUCCCACCAGUCGGUUCUGGUCCCCGAGCAAGAUUGCCCCGACUCGCUGCCGCGUCAUCGACGGCGAUCUCCCCAACAGAAGCGGAGGAGACGGAUGUGGCAGCCUCUCACUCAUCUCCUUAUCCAGACCCUACCCUAAUGAGGGUUACGGUAGAGUCUCUGCAGUAUGAGAGUGGAUUUCUCGGCGGCAUCUCUGAGAAAACACCGCUGCCAGCGGCUGAUAGGGGCGCAAAUGGGGCGCCCAGCCCGAUGGAGUAUCUCACUAAUAUACUCUCUUCAAAGGCUUACGAUGUCGCUAUAGAGUCUCCUUUGCAGUUUGCCCCCAAGCUAUCGCAGAGGCUCGGAGUCAAUCUAUGGCUCAAGAGGGAGGAUUUGCAACCCGUAUUCUCGUUUAAGUUGCGAGGAGCAUAUAACAUGAUGUCAAAGCUUCUUAAAGAGCAGUUGGAUCAGGGCGUCAUUUGUUCGUCUGCUGGAAAUCAUGCCCAAGGAGUUGCAUUGGCUGCUCAGAAGCUGGGGUGUGAUGCUGUUAUCGUAAUGCCUGUUACAACACCAGAAAUAAAGUGGAGAUCAGUUCAACGUUUAGGAGCAACAGUUGUUCUUAAGGGUGAUUCUUAUGAUGAAGCUCAGUUAUAUGCUAAACAAAGAGCGGAGAGUGAUGGUCGGACAUUCAUACCUCCCUUUGAUCAUCCAGACAUUAUAAUGGGACAAGGAACUGUGGGAAUGGAAAUUGUUCGCCAAAUAAAAGGUCCUUUGCAUGCCAUAUUUGUACCUGUUGGAGGUGGUGGACUGAUUGCUGGCAUUGCUACUUAUAUAAAAUGUGUUUGCCCAGAAGUUAAAGUCAUUGGAGUGGAGCCCUUUGAUGCAAAUGCAAUGGCAUUGUCUCUUUAUCAUGGCCAGAGAGUAAUGCUUGAACAAGUGGGAGGCUUUGCUGAUGGUGUGGCAGUCAAAGUAGUUGGAGAAGAAACUUUCCGCUUAUGCAGAGAUCUUGUUGAUGGGGUGGUUCUUGUCAGUCGAGAUGCUAUCUGCGCAUCUAUAAAGGUGAAUCAUUGUCUUUAAUGGCUUGGCAAUAUA